Messenger RNA from Miniopterus natalensis, 2287 nucleotides. Lineage: Eukaryota; Metazoa; Chordata; Mammalia; Chiroptera; Miniopteridae. The record is from RefSeq and is a predicted model, not a curated record.
AUCGCCCCGGAGGCCUGCGAGGAGGAGGCUUUCUUGUCGCGCGGGGCCCGUGGGCGGACGCAGAGUUUCUUGCGGAGCCUUAGUCUUCUGCCCCUGUGAACCAAGAGCAAGGAGGAGGUGGUAUUUUUGAGUCCGUGAUCUAGGAUUUUUAUUAUUAUUGGUUUAAGGAUUUUCUGAUUGUCCCUGUGGAUUUCUGGAGCGCCCAUAAGGGACAGGGGAGUGGAGAAUGUCUUCGAUUCUUUCUUCACUCCCCGGGUUUAGUGUCAGAAAGCCUCGGUGGCCGGACGUACAGCUGGAUCACCCUCCGCUGCCUCUGCACUUAAUGUAAUAUGACACUGUAGUUUGUAAAGUAUCUGUGUUUCUUAAGCCUCUGGCUCUUGGUGACUUUAGAUAGUACCUCCAAAUUCCUCUUUGGGGUUCUUACAGUAAUUUGUUCGGGACAUUAAAGCUUGAACCACAGUGUAUUCCAGUUUUAUCUGUCGUCUUAGUGGUUUAUGAGCCUGGCCUACAUUUUUUUCAUUUUGGAUUUCUUCCCCACCAAGAGACAGACUGUUACAUACCUGUCAUGUGAAGGCAACAUGGCUGUGCCCCAGGCUUUCCCACUGGGACCCUUCCAUGAGCCUGCAGGUGCCCUGGUGGAGCCCCAAUCCUCCCCUCGAAGCUUGGCUGAGGGCUUCCUGGAGGAGGAGCUUCGGCUCAAUGCUGAGCUGAGCCAACUGCAGUUUUCUGAGCCUGUGGGCAUUAUCUACAAUCCGGUGGAGUAUGCCUGGGAGCCACAUCGCAGCUACGUGACCCGCUACUGCCAGAGCCCCAAGGAAGUGCUCUUCUUGGGCAUGAACCCAGGACCCUAUGGCAUGGCCCAGACCGGGGUACCCUUUGGGGAAGUGAGUGUAGUCCGAGACUGGUUGGGAAUUGGGGGCUCUGUGCUGACCCCUCCCCAAGAGCACCCUAAGCGCCCAGUGCUGGGACUGGAGUGCCCACAGUCAGAGGUGAGUGGUGCCCGGUUCUGGGGCUUUUUCCGGAACCUCUGUGGACAGCCUGAGGUCUUCUUCCGUCACUGUUUUGUCCACAAUCUGUGUCCUCUGCUGUUCCUGGCUCCCAGUGGGCGCAACCUCACCCCUGCUGAGUUGCCUGCCAAGCAGCGAGAACAGGUUCUUGGGCUCUGUGAUGCAGCUCUCUGCCGGCAGGUGCAGCUCUUGGGGGUUCGCCUGGUAGUGGGAGUGGGGCGGCUGGCAGAGCAGAGGGCACGGCGGGCUCUGACUGGCCUGAUGCCUGAGGUCCAGGUGGAGGGGCUCCUGCACCCCUCACCUCGGAGCCCACAGGCUAACAAGGGUUGGGAGCCAGUGGCCAAGGAGAGACUAAAUGAGCUGGGGCUACUGCCACUGCUGACAAAAUGAGUGCCCCUGGGGCCUGGCAGAGGGACACAUUCAAGGCCCCCAAGUCCUUGGGCAAGCAGAUGACUGCACACCUGAUGGAGUGGAGCAAGAAGGUCCUCCUCGGCUGCCUGGUUGCUGGGACCUGCCGUGGCAGUUUUGACACUACUCCGACAUGCCCUACUGAUUCCUGCUUUCUUCCCCUUCCUUUGAGCAUUGCCUCUUUGGUCCUGUGAUACCUAACUCCACAGAGAGGCAGCACCUGCAAACUGCUUACUUCACUGUUUUGGGAGCCUCUGUUCAGCUGAGCAUGACCUCCAAGGUCAUAUUUACUGUUUUAGAGAAAAGAUCGUGCCAGGAUUCUCACCCAUUCUCAUAUGAAAGUGUCCUUCAGCUGACCCUUUUCUCACAGGGACCCGGACAAAGCAUGGGACAUGGGUAUUAAGAAUGAACUUAUGGAAGACUGAGGCUGAAUCAGAGAGAGAAAGAAUUGAGUGUGGCAGAGUGGGAAAGGCCCGAAGACCUUUUGAGAUUUGUGAACUUUGUGACUUUGGACAUGUUGAUUAACCUCUCCAAGUCUCAGGAUCCUCAUCUGUAGAGUGGGGAUCCCUGCCUCAUGGGGUUGGUGUGGGGAUUAACUGAUAUAACACUUAAAAGUGCCUUGUGUGGUGCCUGGCACAUGGAUGCUCAUUACACCUCUUUUUUCUUGUCUCUGGGUUGGGGAGCCACUGCACUAUGAGGGAAGUGCUCCCCCUUGAAGGCCUUGCUGAGCAGGCGGGGGUGGGGGAGAUGUCUCUGCCUCCACCUGUGGCCUGGGUGAGGGCAGAUUUACUCUGCCAGAGGUGGACCAAUGGCUUUAUGAAAAAUCCAGCCUGUGAUUUUUCAGUCUAAGCAUUAAAAGCUCCUAAAUCCUU